Molecule: messenger RNA, 2517 nt
Organism: Dermacentor silvarum
Lineage: Eukaryota; Metazoa; Arthropoda; Arachnida; Ixodida; Ixodidae
Product: sodium-dependent glucose transporter 1A-like
Biological process (GO): transmembrane transport
Source: RefSeq, a predicted model, not a curated record
UUUAUAAAAACGAAAACAUAUCUAAUUACGUAAGAUAAUGAUCAAAAGCGCCGAGCGUAAAUCUUUUAAAGAAGUACGCUAUCACAAGCUGCGGAACGGAAGUGACACAAGAAACUGCAGUGCCCCCGAAAAGACUUUCUCCCCUCGUGUUCGCCUGUGGCUGAAUUUGGGCCGAACUUGCAACGUGAGCCUCGGAAAUCUGGGAAUGGGUCUCAUCACAGCCCUCGCAGGUGUUGCUCUUCUGGACUUGGGGGAAAUCUACGGCGCCGAUAUUUCAACUAUUUCCCAUCUAAUAACAACGCGCAGCGUAGGAGGCCUGCUUGGAUCUCUGCUGGGAGGGAAGCUGUACGACACGUACAACACGCAGCUCACGUCAAUCAUUAUGCUGCUGCUCACCAGCAUAACGGUGCUGAUGGUUCCACUGUGUGGAGCGCUGCUUGUAGCUCACGUCAUGGUCUUCUUCAUGGGUCUCAGCUUGGGAGCAUUCGGCACAGGGGCCAACGUCUGGAUCAUCAACAUGUGGCCAGAGGACAGCAGUCCAGCGCUUCACAUUUUCCACUUCGCGUUUGCCGUCGGCUCGCUGAUGGCUCCUCUUAUAGCCAAGCCAUUUCUGUCCCUCGGAGCCGCCGGCAACUCUAACUUUCUACGGGAAGCGUCCGACCUGAGCUAUAGCUUUGAACCGACAUCCAACGAGACUGGCAACCAGUCCUCCGCAGUCAAGACUCUGUUCGACGAAGAGACUGUUGACGGGUCCGGCCAAAGCACAGUAUACUACGCGUUUGCGAUUGUCAGCGCUUUCUAUUUGUUUCUGGUCAUCUCGAUGACACUUCUUUACUGCACUGACAACUCCGAUUUCAGACGGCGGCCUGCGAGAGGACAGAACGGAAAUGAGGUGAAAGACGUCCGCUACAGCCGGAUCUCGUUGGCGCUGCUGAGUGUUUUCGAGUGCGUAUACGUCGCCCUCGAGUGCACGACGUCUCAGAUGCUGACCACCUUCGCAGUCAAAAGCGACCUGCACUUUUCCAAGCCGGAUGCCUCUCGGGUCGUCGCCGUGUACUUCUUUUUCUUCGCAGCGAGCCGACUGGUCGCGGCGAUAGUAGCCAUGAAAGUGUCUUCGUUAGUCACGCUUAUCUUCACGCAUGGUAUUCUCGUGGCCACGGCAGCGGCUAUGGACGGUGUGUGCUCCAGUAACGCGCUCGUGCUCUGGGUGGGCAGUGCAAUCACGGGAUUUGGCCAAGGACCCGUCAAGGCCGCGGUUGUCGCAUGGACUGCUGAAUACAUUAACAUUAGCAACAAAAUGAUGUCGGUGGUCGUGGUCACGGGUAGUAUCGGCAACCUCGCGCCAGCGCUUCUCGUCGGACAGUUUAUUGACCGCAACCCCGACUCUUUCCUCUACGUGUCCCUGGGCGCCGUUCUGCUGUCUGUAGUCAUACUUCUAUUCAUGUACGCUUACAUGAGCAGGAGGCGACUUUUGAAGUCGCACGCCGACGUUCAAAUCACUGCAGGUGCGGAGAAACCAGGGGACGUGCCUUUGCUUUAGCAUUUUGCUCGAUAUGGAAUUUCGUAUACUUACAGCCUUUAGAAUGAACCUCGUAUGUUUACACAUAUGUACUAAUAUUUGUACUUCGGCGGCCGAAACACAGCGGGCAAUAUUAUUUCUGAAGCAUUCAUAAACACCGCACGUGAAUGCUUUGUACGCACACAAGUUGUAUUUCUCUUGAUUGAUAGAAUGAACCUGGUCAGGGCGACCUCACAAAGCAAUGCAAUGGUAACGGAAGACGUAUCAGUGAAGCACUACAAAUUAAUAUUCAUCCAUGGAGGUUCACGCAAAUCUCCUCACAAUAGCGCUUUUUUUCCAUCCCGCGUCGCCGAAUUGCGGCUGUUGCUACCGGGCAUAAAGCCCGGGCGCUUGUGAUCACUGAUUACGAUCGUGUUCAAACGAGAACUCUUUCAACAGCAUCGCGAAACACGCACGCAAACUCACAAACGCAUUGGUCGUGUUCGCCUAUAGGGUACUUCGAUGCAUUUUACCCUAUCGCGAAAGUUAGCAGGUGCACCCUAUAUACCGCACAAUAUCACUUCCUGCUACCCACGCUUGCGCAUACACAGUUUGCUCGUCCCUGCUGUAAGUGAUGCUGCAUCAGUGUGGAUCGUUACCAACUUGUUCAAUUUGUGACCGCAAUGAACCAUCGUAACUUACAUCAAGGCAUCAAGGUUGCCAAGAGCUGGAAACUGGCCCAUAGAUCGUCGUAUGUUGCUUCGAGGCACUAUGGCUCCCAGCAGCAGGUAACUGGCCAAUAAACCCUUUUUUGUUACUUUAAGGUAUCAAGGCUGCCGUGAGCCGCGAAAUUUGCCAAUAAACCUUCUUAUGUUACCUAAAGGUAUCAAUGCUGCAAAGAGCAGGACAAUGCAACGGCUCAUAAGCUCUCGUAUGGUGAAGAACUGUCUCAAACCAAAGUUGGUGCUUAAUACGUCAAUUCUUAGGAGCUGUGCGAAGAACGUAAAUAAACUAGACAA